Molecule: messenger RNA, 3279 nt
Organism: Closterium sp. NIES-67
Lineage: Eukaryota; Viridiplantae; Streptophyta; Zygnematophyceae; Desmidiales; Closteriaceae
Source: the annotation of a GenBank genome assembly
CUUCAGUUGCGGAAUUUGCAAGCACGGUUCACAAGACAAUUUGCCAGCGAGGGAGCCUGCGGAUCUGCUCCUCUCUUCCGUCGUUCCGCCUUGAUCUAUCUUGUCGCAAUCCUUUGUAGAGCAAGAUCAUCUCUCGAAUCCUCCGUCGAUCCGCUUUCUCGUCUGCCCUUUGAGCCGUGAUCUGCGGCAAUGGCGGUGGAUAAGAAGGAGAAGGAGAAGGAGGAGAAGGUGGCCGGUACGAAGGAGGAGCAGAAGGGUCAGAAGGAGGGUGCAUCGAAGGACGCCAAGAAGAAGAAGGAAGAGAAGAAGCAGGAUGAGCUGUCGGAGGAGGACUUGGCGUUGAAGCAGGCGUUGGACCUCAUGGUGGAGAGACUCAGUGACACGGAGGCCGGAGUGCAGAAGCUAGCGCUCGAGAGCAUGCGCAAGGAGAUCCGCACGGCCACGAGCUCCAUGACGUCCGUACCCAAGCCGCUCAAGUUCCUGCGCCCGCACUACGCGCUGCUCAAGGCCUCAUACGACACUGUGCACCCCGAAAACCAGAGCCUCAUCGCGGACGUCAUCUCAGUGCUGGCCAUGACCAUGUCCGAGGAUGGAGCCAGGGAGAGUCUCAAGUACCGUCUGUUGGGAUCCACAGAGGACCUCGGCUCCUGGGGUCAUGAAUACGUCCGGAACCUUGCGGGGGAGAUAGGCGUGGAGUACCAGCUGCGGCAGGCGGAGGAUAAGCCCGUGGACGACCUCAUGGGCCUCGUGCAGCAGAUCGUUCCCUUCCACGUCGAGCACAAUGCGGAGCCCGAGGCCGUUGACCUGUUGAUGGAGGUUGAGCACCUGGACAUGCUUGUAGAGCACAUCGGUCCACAGAACUACGCUCGAACCUGCCUCUAUCUUACUGCCUGUGCCAGCUACGUGCCAGAGCCGGAGGACAUGGUGGUGCUGGAGGUGGCGUACCGGGUGUACCGCAAGGUCAACAAGUACCUGGACGCGCUCAGAGUCGCCCUGCGCAUGAACCGCCCGCAGUCUGUGCGGGAGACGUUCACAGCAGCCGAGGGCCUGGAGAAGAAGCAGCUCGCCUACCUCCUCUCGCGCCAGGGCUUUGUGUUGAACCUGGAGGAGGAGCCGGAGCUGGCGAGUGACGAGGAGCGGGAGGCGCUGCAGGAGAUAAUGUGCAACACGCGCCUGUGCGAGGGCUACCUCACGCUCGCCCGGGACCUGGACGUGAUGGAGCCCAAGCUGCCAGAAGACAUCUACAAGGCGCACCUGAUAGACGGGCGUGCAUCGCAGGCGUCCACGCUGGACUCCGCCCGGCAGAACCUCGCAGCCACGUUCGUGAACGCCUUCGUGAACGCGGGGUUCGGGCAGGACAAGCUGCUCACGGCGGCAGGCGGGGAGGGCAGCAGUGCGGCAGCCGGCAGCUGGCUGUUUAAGAACAAGGAGCAUGGGAAAGUCAGCGCCACGGCCAGCCUGGGCAUGAUUGUGCAGUGGGACGUGGACGGGGGGCUACCGCAGAUCGACAAGUACCUGUACACCAACGACAACAACAUCAUUGCGGGCGCUCUGCUCGCCGUGGGCAUUGUCAACUGCGGCGUGCGCAACGAGUGCGACCCGGCGUAUGCGCUGCUGUGCGACAGUGUGGAGAAGGACGACCCCACCAUCCGCAUCGGCGCCAUCAUGGGUCUGGGCCUCGCAUACGCCGGCACCUGCAAGGAGGAGGUCCUCGCGCUGCUCGCCCCAGUGGUCACGGACACCAAGACGCCCAUCGACGUGGCGGGCAACGCGGCCCUAGCGCUGGGCCUCGUCUUCGUGUCCUCCUGCAACGAGGACGCUGCCCAAGCCAUUAUCCUUGCUCUCAUGGAGCGGGACACCGAGCUCUCGGAGCCGCUUGCGCGCUACCUGUGCCUGGGGCUGGGUCUGCUGUUCCUGGGGCAACAGGAGGCAGUGGAUGCGACGGUUGAGGUGGCCAAGACGCUCAAUGAGGCAGUGUCGAGUUACUGCCAGGUUACGCUGGAGGCGUGCGCGUAUGCUGGCACUGGGAAUGUGCUCAAGGUGCAACAAAUGCUCGCCCUCUGUAGCGCGUCCACAGAGGCAGCAGCAGCAGCAGCCAUAGGCGCAGCAGCAGCACCAGCAGCAGCAGGGGCAGCAGCAGCAGGUGGCGCCACUGCAGCAGGAGCAGCAGGAUCAGCAGCAGCAGGCGGUUCUGCUGCUGCAGGAGCAGGAGCGGCAGCGGGCAGCAGCAGCGGGAGUGCAGCAGUGAAGGCGGGGUUCGGGCAGGGAGCGGCAGUGCUGGGGAUAGCAAUGGUGGCGAUAGCAGAGGAGCUGGGGUCGGACAUGGCUAUUCGCAGCCUGGAGCAUCUGCUGCAGUACGGUGAUGCCAGUGUGCGCAGGGCGGUGCCGCUGGCCCUGGGGCUUCUCUCCAUCUCCAAUCCACGGAUGGGUGUGAUGGACACGCUGGGUCGGCUAACACACGACAGCGAUGCUGAAGUCGCCAUGGGUGCGACCCUAUCGCUGGGUCUGAUAGGCGCGGGCACCAACAACGCGCGCAUUGCCGGCAUGCUGCGCAACCUCUCCUCCUAUUACUACAAGGACCCAACCGUCCUCUUCUGCGUGCGCAUAGCCCAGGGUCUUGUGCAUUUGGGGAAGGGUCUGCUCACGCUCAACCCCUACCACUCCGACCGCUUCCUCUGCUCCAAUGUGGCUCUGGCGGGGCUGGCAGCGCUGCUGCACAGCUGUCUGGACAUCAAGGGCAUCAUCCUACACCGCUACCAUUAUGCACUCUACUACAUCGUGCCCGCCAUGCAGCCACGCAUGCUGCUGACUGUUGAUGAGGAUCUGAAGCCACUGUCAGUGCCGGUGCGCGUGGGUCAGGCGGUGGACGUGGUUGGGCAGGCAGGGCGGCCCAAGACCAUCACGGGCUUCCAAACGCACACCACCCCGGUGCUGCUCGCCACGGGCGACAGAGCAGAGCUCGCCACUGACAAGUACAUUCCACUCUCCUCUGUGCUAGAGGGGUAUGUCAUUCUCCGGAAGAACCCCGACUUUGUCGAAGACCACCUUAGCACAUGAGGGGUGGAAGGUGGAGGAUAUUAGGUUGGAUGGCUGAUGUGGUGACACUAGCUUUGCCAUGGAUGUUGGGUGUACGAUUAAGACGUGGGUUUUUAAGAAGUGUAUACGAUCUGCAUGCCACGUUUUGUGACAUUUUGUCAGCUUAGUAGAGUUGACGGCUGGCAUAGUGAUGGUUGUUGUGAUGGAUGUCAACUCUAAUGUACAACUCACCAUCUUUCUUGA